AUGGACACAGUAGUCAAGGAGGCACGAUAUGUGCUAAAUGCUGCCGUGCUGUGGCCCCUGCAGCCGUCGUUCCCAGCCAUUGCGCUGGAUGCUGUCAUCGCCGCGCUGCCCUAUGAUUACCCGUCUUCCAGGGCCAGCCUGCGUGCCACCUGCCGAGCCGCUCGCGCGGCGAUGGACGCGCGUUGCGAGCGCCUGUGCGUCUCUGCGAACUACGCGACGUUCGCAGCGUCCGCGCCGCGGUUCACGUCACUGCAGACGCUGGACGUCAGCAGCAUAACCAGGCCCGGCGAAGGCGAGGCCGUCGCGCGUGCGCUGCAGCUGCUGACGGCGGCGCCCCUGGCCAGCGUGCAGCUGUACAUCGAGGAAGGGGCGCCGGACGCCGACGUCAUCGCAGUGGCCAGGGAGCUGGGCGCGCUCACGGCGUUGACAGGCGCCGCCCUGCACGCCCACGUGAGCCGCCGCGGGGGGCGUGCGCUAAUCAAGGCCGCGGCGGCCCUGCCAGGGCUGAAGCGCCUGCACCUCGACCUCGUCGUCAAGCGCCCCCUGGAGCCGGAUGACAGCUUGUACAUCCUUGGCUAUCAUGAACCCCCAUUCGAACAUCGCCCCUCAGACGGGUGGUUCGAUGCAACGCCGCUGGUUGACUUGGACUGGCCCCUGCUUGAGGAAGUUCGCCUGAGGCGCGCGGCGCUCGCGCUUUUACCGCAGCUGGCGGCCGCCCAGCUGCCGCGUCUGCAGCUGCUCGCCGUAGAGGACACCCUCCAUGCAGAUGCAGCGGCUGGCGGCGCAGCAGUCGAUUCACUGUGGGGCGCCGCAUGGUUUGGCCACAUCACGCACCUGGUGUUCAAGCUCCCGGAUGGGCACCCAGUGCGGCUCAGCGGAUUUGCGCCGCUGCCAGGGCCAGCCGCGGCAGCCGCACCGGCUGUCCUCGCGCUGCGGGAGCUUUCAAUCAGCCCCAUUGUGUUGAGCCAUGACGAAGCUCGCGCGCUGGCGGCGGCCUCCCUGCCGGCCCUGCGCAAGCUGGCCCUGGCUGGCGUGGAGGGCGCCGGCCUGGAGGCGCUCGCGGUAGCGCCCUGGCUGCGCAGCCUGGAGGACUUUGCAGCAGAGGCUCGGCCAACGCUGUCCGAGGCCGCUGCAGCGGCCCUGGCGGCCGCCGCUCUGACCAGCCUCACGCGCCUGGCCAUCGGCGGCAAGUUGUGUUUAUUCAACGCAGCCUCGGCGGCUGCGCUCUUGGCCAACCCGGGGAUCUUUGUCAGCAUGCACAAUCUGCACCUCAAAAAUUUGCAAAUAGGCAGCGCCGACGGCAGCAGUGACGGGGAGCCACUACGGGCGCUGGCGCGCAUGCGCAUGGAGCACCUGACAAGGCUCGAGCUCCAAGGCGCGCAGCUGGCGGCGCACGACUUUUUGUCGGUGCUGCCGCGCGCGCCGUGGAUUGGUCAACUCGUGGAGGUGAAUAUAGCUGAGAAUGACCUUGGAGGCGUUCAGACGUUUGAGGCGCUGGCGGACCUGCCCAUGACCAGCAUCCAGCGCGUGGAGCUCAGCCACUGCGGCCUCACCCCGGCCUGCAUCGCGGCGCUCAAUGACGCGGUGUGGCUCGAGGGCAUCCAGAUGCUCACACUUUAUGACAGGUUUGAGACACGCCAUGAGAUGAACCUAGUGACACGCGUGCUUGAUGUCAACAGUGACCCCCUCUCGCAGCUCCGGGACAGUGGGAGGUUCAGUGUGGCCUCAUCCGCGCGCUAUCAUGAUGAUGACCUGGUGGUUGACGACGAGGAUCCGGGUGAUGAUGGCGAAGAUCUCUAUGACAAUUUGGGCGAAUGGCGGUGGUAG
Monoraphidium neglectum is the source of this 1827-nucleotide messenger RNA. RefSeq lists its product as hypothetical. The transcript is spliced from 3 exons. The record is from RefSeq and is a predicted model, not a curated record. Bases 1 to 1827 code for a protein of 608 amino acids. NCBI's taxonomy places the organism in Eukaryota, Viridiplantae, Chlorophyta, Chlorophyceae, Sphaeropleales, Selenastraceae.